GUCCAUCACAGGGAUCAUCGCUAGUCCAUUGCAUGUGAUCUGAUAAUGUGUGUUAAUUCUUCAUCUGGCAGAUGUUUUUCCUUCUCCGUAAGAAGAACAAUCAAGUAACUUUCCUUCAUGUUUAUCACCACACAACUAUGGUUGGCUUGUGGUGGAUUGGAAUGAAGUGGGUAGCGGGUGGACAGUCAUUUUUAAGUGCAAUGAUUAAUUCUAUGGUACACGUCUUUAUGUACACUUACUAUGGUAUGUCAGCUGUACCAAGUUUAAGGAAAUACCUUUGGUGGAAAAAGCAUCUAACACAAUUUCAGUUGACCCAGUUUUGUAUGCUUCUCUGUCAUGGUGUUGUCUCACUCUAUGUCAAGUGUAACUAUCCUCUGUGGAUGCAGUAUGCCUUGAUUGGUUACAUGAUCUCCUUCCUUGUUUUGUUCUCAAAUUUUUACAUUCAUGCAUACUUUACCAGGAAGUUCAAUAGGCAUGAAAAGGGUGUAGCAAAUGGAACAGUCAGGGAAAGUGCUGAUAUCAUGGCAAACGGUAAAGUCAUGACUAAUGGAGAAGUCAUAGCAAAUGGGAUAGCAAGCUCCGAUGUUGAAGAUAGGAAGAAGCGCAUUUAAUAUCAAGAUAGAUGGUAGAGAUUUAGGACAAAAGUUGAUGUUUAUUUCAAAAGUUCACAUCAUUUCUCUCUCCUAUGUAGCGGCUCAACAAGGUGUGUUUGUGAGAUUGCGAGAUUUUUUAUGUAGGCUAAAAGCCUUUGCAGAGGAAAAGAAAUAUCCUGGUUUGUAAUUUUAAUCUGGGUUGGGGGGGGGGGGUAUUAAGGGUUAUUUUUUAUGUGGUGGUUUUAAGGCGCUAGCAAUGGAAGUCAAGGCAAGAAAAUGACUCUAAUGGACUAAGGCCUUGAAGGCAAGAAAAGUGACAGUUUAGUAGGAGCUGUUCCAUUCCAAAAUACUGUAAAAAGGUAACUGAAUUUAUGAUACAAAACGCUGCAGGGCUGGCUGUCUAAAAAAAAACUGAUAAUAUAUCUUAUCUUUCAUGUACAUGCACAUACCCAAAAUGUAUAUUACAAAGUCAUUUACUUCAGUAUAACAAAAUGUAUUUAGCUCAUAUGCAUAACAUACAGAAAUUAAGUGAUGAUUAUAAUUAUUGUUAAAUACAUUGCAUAAUAAAAUGAUCAUAUAAUAUAAAUUUAUACAUGUAGAUCAAAAAAGACAGUGUGUGUUUAUACAAAGAAUCAAUUUAGCUCUCAGGGUCCCAAGUUAUUUAGGACUCCAGGUUUAGAAGCUAAAAUACAUUUAACAACCAAGCCCCUGUUGCUUUACCUCAAGGCCCUUAAGAACAGAAAUAAGCAUCUAUUUCCAGGCUCUAACAAAGAAAAGUUUUUGAAUUCACACAAGGGUUCCAGAGACACCCCUCUCCUCUCUUCCUUGGGACCCUAAGCACUAAAUGUUUUAAAUUAGAAUAUUUUAUCUUUAGAACCAAAUUGAGAGAGUUUGUUAGUCUUAGCUUGCACAGCAGAUAGUGAAAAUUAUGGGAGGGAAGAGUGAGGAAAAUUUUGUUAGGAAUAAGCACAAUCGUAAGGAAAUUGGUGAGGACAAGUUUCAUACACAACUACAAGGAAAUUGUGUUCUGCUUUCAAAUUAUUUCCGUGGCAAAAGUCACUCAGGGCUCUGGAUCUUCAAAAAGUGAAGAUCAAACUUGUUAUACAUUAUCGUGAAUAAAAAACGUGGGUGUAUUUGUGAAACUCUUGUACAAUUAUGUGAGGUUUAGCUUGCUGUUCUUCUACUGCAGGAAGUGUAAAAUAAGGCCUUAGUACAUUUGCCUUGGGAUAUCAAAGGGGAGGGGGUUUCUAUUGAUGUUGCCAGCACUCUGGGUUCCGUAGUGCAGGCCUCCCAGGGUUUUUUGGGGGGAACAAGGGAAUAGAUAUAAUUUUAAGCUGUUUGCCAGUUGGCAGUUCCAUAUGGUAAAAAACUGUGGCCAAGGGCAGCAUUUUCAAGUUUGAGGUCACAGUUUUUCAAUGUACAGACUGACCCCAAGCUGGUAAAUAACUUAUUUAUUUUUUCCUCUCUCUUUCAAAUCACUUUUAUAAUUGUUGACCUUUUCCACGCACACACACAUCACGUGCUCAUUACCGUGGUCAGAGAUAGAAAAACUCAAUUGCGGGAUUUGUUACCGUGCCCUCUUGGAAAAAAUAAAACCAUUUAUUUCAAGGGAACAAGGGAAUGUUAAUGGGGAACAAGAAGGAAAACAAUUAAGAAAAUUUUUUUUAGAGAUCAAGGAAAGUGGGUCAUCCCCCUCGGAGGUCUUCUGUAGUAUGAAGCAACUUAGUUCACUGUGGGUCACCCCAUAGCAUUUUGACUGAGAUGUAUUUCACAGACGACUAAGACACAUGUUUCAAUGGUAAUGUUUAUUAAAAACAAUCUUUCCAUACAAAAUAUACUCUAACCAAGCUAAAAUGUUAUAUUCCCUACGAAACCACAGCAGGCAUUACACACAUGGAAUGUUAAUUAUCUUACAAUGAUAAAUGGUGUGGCAUGCGUCACCUACGUGACAUUAAUAUGAAUAUGUAAUAUAUGAAACUAAAUAAUGACAAAUCUGGCAGUCAACAGACCAAUUUUGAUAUAUUAAAAUUCAGCCUAAAACAAUAGACCUCAGUACGAGGCUCCUAGGAAUAACUACAGAGUUUGUGGGGUUUAUUCGCCAGAGCCUCGUGCUGAGGUCCAUUGUGUCAGGCUGAAUUUUGGUCUAUUGUCACACACGCCUUGGAUUGAAAAGUCACGUUUACAGCCGUUAAACGUGUUGUCACGCAAUGCAACUUGUGCCGUGACAAACCAAGCCACCUUCACAAGGGUUCCUUGCUUAGCGAUUUCAAAACACCAGCAGCUGCAUGUAUGGUAGUCGAACAAAGAAUCUAUGAACUUAUGUCUGGUCAUGAGUUUAGCACAGUUCUCUUGGCCUUGAGUGAAAAUUUUGCGCAUCUUUUGAGAACAACAGGAUUAAUUUUCAAACACGAUUCGACACAUUUUUUUGGACUUUUAAAGGGUUGUGUCACGGAUUUAAAGUCGUUUUGAGGUUUGUAAAAUAGGCUUGAAAAGGACGCUUACCUCAAAAUAAUAGGUGAACAAAAAACUUGAAAAAAAA
Molecule: messenger RNA, 3132 nt
Organism: Orbicella faveolata
Lineage: Eukaryota; Metazoa; Cnidaria; Anthozoa; Scleractinia; Merulinidae
Product: very long chain fatty acid elongase 4-like
Biological process (GO): very long-chain fatty acid biosynthetic process; fatty acid elongation, monounsaturated fatty acid; fatty acid elongation, saturated fatty acid
Cellular component (GO): endoplasmic reticulum membrane
Molecular function (GO): fatty acid elongase activity
Source: RefSeq, a predicted model, not a curated record